Messenger RNA from Aphanomyces astaci, 849 nucleotides. RefSeq lists its product as hypothetical. The transcript has a single exon. The record is from RefSeq and is a predicted model, not a curated record. Lineage: Eukaryota; Oomycota; Saprolegniomycetes; Saprolegniales; Verrucalvaceae. The coding region runs from base 1 to 849 and encodes 282 amino acids.
AUGGCACGAAGUCCACAACGAAAGGCACGACGAGCUACAACAGCCAGACGUACGGCCACGGUGUCGCCCAGUGAACGCGGCACCGACGAUGAGACUCAAGACGAGGAUCACACCCAGGUCCCGCAACUUCCAAACAGCGACGCGCCAAUCGAAGGCAGCGACAUCGCACGUCCAUCCAAGAAGGCUAAGACUGCUUCAACUCGAAUGAACUCUGGCAACAUCGUGGUUCGAGGAUAUGAUCGGAGCCGCAACAUUCCAAUCGAUACGGACGCGGCACACGGUGCUUUCUUGUGCGAGAAACCCGACGGGGACGCAGCACUAUGGGCGAGUUCCGGCUACGGUGGCAAGGCUCUACGAGACCAGUACUCGCAUACGGCCAUCGAGACAAUCGAUGACAUUCGAGUCGCUAUGAGCCAUAUCGUCAAAAGCAAAGACCAGACAUGGGUUACGUAUGGCCAAGCGAUUGAAGCAGCCAAGAAGGGCCACAACGUGGGUCACCAGUUUUUGGUGGCCUGCUACCACAACGGCUUACCGCCUCAAUACGCGUGGGUGAGUCGCAUUCGCAACCCGGCCAACGUCACACAAGCAGCUAUUGGUUUACAACAGAUGUUCCGUUCGGAUGGCGUUGGUGUAGGCAAUGGCGAGAUUCGAGCCAUCAAGACACCCUCGACCGUGACCAUGCCCUGGGCGGCCACGGAAGAAGAUGAGCCAGUUGCUGCUUCAGUGGAGGAUUUUACGCACAAGGCGCUACGCACCCUCGUGGCCAGCGUGGAGAUGAUGGUUCAAAGGAUGCAAGGUGGGCGUGGCGGCGGCUAUCGACCCAGCAAUGAUCGGUCGACCCAGCAAUGA